GUGGACGGAACGCUUCUUUCAACAGCAGCAACAGUUAGUCAGACACCUCGGUAGCGUGCUAGACAAAAUAGACGAAACAAUAAAGCUCUUUAGACGCUUUAGUGUAUAUUAGCCGCUGUGUUUUAAACACACUUCUGUCGUCUAGUUAGUUAUCAGAUUUAAUUUAAUAUUUACGGUGUUGUUAUUAUUGGUCAUCUAGCUCGCUGGUUAAGUUAGCAUUAGCCUACCUAGCUAACAUCUCCGACCAUGUGUUCACUAAGCUACUCUCCUCCUGACAAAGAAGAGGAGGUCUGCUGGACGGAGAAAGAAGGUCUGUGGCUGAAUGUUGUCGUAAAAGAGGAGAAGGAAGAGGACCAUGUCACUAUAGAAAAACAAGUAGAUGCGGAGGCCACGGGAUCUCCAAAUCUGGACAGUUGCUGCUCUGAUGAAAUUGAGAGUGACACAGAAGGAAUGGACGAGGACUCUGUGAGUGACCACAGUUAUGAUUCCAGCGAGGAAGAAAUGUUUUUGGAAGGAAAAGAUCCACUUUUAGAUCAUGGUAGAGACUCUGACUCUGAUGACCUCUGGGUGCCACUCCAAAGAGACCACAGUCCUCCAUCCCCUACUCAUUCCAACGUAGGAACUGGUUCCUCCAGUAUGACCCCUGCUGUCUCUGGCUCCACACCCACCCUGGCCCGGCCAUCUAGAGGUGUGAAGAAGUCAGCCCAGAAGCGGAGGAGGGCCAGUGAACCAGCGACAACUACCACCGAGGGAGAGGACCGUUGGCACACUGUGCUAGAAGAUGACGUGGAGCCACUUCCACCAACAUUUAGACCGAAAAGGCAGCCAGGACCUCAGCUGGACAUGACUGCAGAGUACAGCCCCCGUCAUCUUUUCCAGAUGUUUUUCUCCUUGUCAGUUCUUGAUUCGCUGGUGUCGAACACCAACAAGUAUGGGGCUAAGAAACAAGCAGGCAAGAAAGAGGCAUGGAAGCCCAUUUCCAUCCAAGACCUGUACUGUUACAUCUCACUGGUAAUUUACAUGGGGUUGGUGAAGUUGAAAACCCUGAAGGACUACUGGAGAACGUCAACACUCUACCAACUGCCUUUCCCCACCACUGUCAUGUCUUCUAACAGGUUUCUGACUAUCUCGCGGGCGCUUCAUAUCAGUGACCCACAAGUUGAUGAGGUCAAUGACAAGAAGAGAGGCACAGCAAGCUUUGAUAGGCUCUGCAAAAUCAAACCUCUCUACUCCAGCAUGGUUGAGGCCUGCAAGACCCAUUUUCAGCCCAACCAGAACCUGUCCAUAGAUGAGAGGAUAGUAGCCUCAAAGGCUAGAAAUGGCCUCAAACAACAUAUGCCUAACAAGCAAACAAAAUGGGCUUACAAACUGUUUGUUUUGGCCGAUUCUGCGUGUGCCUACACUUGGAAUUUUUUUGUUUACGAGGGGAAAUCCAUCUCAGCCACCGGUAAGGGAGUUAGUUGUGAUUCCGUUGUGGAAUUAUUGGAUUUUCCACUGCUUGGGACGGGCUUCAAACUGUUUGUGGACAACUUUUACACAAGCCCUACCCUGUUUACAAACCUGAGGAAGCUGGAUGUGUGGGCUUGUGGCACCAUUUGUCCCAACAGUGUAGGUUUUCCCAAAACAAAGGUAAACGACAUGCCUAAGAGGGCAGAAAGGGGGACCAUGCGAUGGAUUCGUAAACACGACCUGCUCUUUGUUAAGUGGAUGGAUGCCAGAGAGGUGGUCAUGUGCUCCAGUAUCCACAAAUCCUUCAGUGGAGAUCACGUCAACAGGCGUGUGAAGGACGCUAAUGAUGCAUGGACCACUAAAGAUGUCCCCAUUCCUGCUGCUGUGAAGGAUUACAACAAGAGCAUGGGAGUUGUGGACCUGUCAGGCGCUCUGCUGGGCUACAACAAUGUUCUCCACAAGACAAUGAAAUGGUACAGGACAUUGUUCUAUCAUUUCAUCGACAUCGCUGUGGUGAAUGCAUUCAUCCUUCAUGAGGAAAUGGCUCAGAGCUGUGGACAGACCCCCAUGACACCGCUAGCCUUCAGAGAGCUGCUCAUCCAGGAGCUUGCUGACUGCGGCACAAAGUCCACUGCAGAACCUUCUGUCCGCUCUACUCCUGUCCGCUCUACUCCUGUCCCCUCUACUCCUGUCACCAGUGGUGUUCACCUGCCAAAAUGCAUCACUGCAGACCUGAAUGUGCCUCAGGGCCAAAAGAGCAAAGCAGGCAGGCGUCGUUGUGUUCUGUGCCACAAGAAAUCUCCCGUCACCUGCACUGUUUGUGCUGUUACCCUCUGCUUCACAGCAGAAAGAGACUGCUAUGGGACUUGGCAUCAGCAGCACAAUCUUGUGUAGACGACUGUGGGUUUAAAAAUCAAAUUGUAAAUUGUUUUUUUCCUUCUCACUUGUUGGCCCUUGUUGGCCCUCACUUGUGGUGCGUUUAUGACAUUGGGUCAGUGUUGGCUGCUAACUUGGCCCUUAUCUUAAAUAGUUCACACUUCUGUGUUGGGAGGCGUUGGAUCAGCGUUCUUGUCUCAUGUUAGUACCUUUUACGUAGGGAAGCUAAUGAUCCAUCAUGUAUGACAUUCCUGGGUGUGUGUCAACGUAAUUUUUUAUUUUUUAUUGCCAUAGCAUUUUAGUAUGUUCUCUAUAGUCAUUCACUUUGGUGCAAACUCAUGAAG
Messenger RNA from Oncorhynchus mykiss (rainbow trout), 2669 nucleotides. Lineage: Eukaryota; Metazoa; Chordata; Actinopteri; Salmoniformes; Salmonidae. The record is from RefSeq and is a predicted model, not a curated record.